This is a messenger RNA of Annulohypoxylon truncatum, 399 nucleotides long. RefSeq lists its product as uncharacterized. Lineage: Eukaryota; Fungi; Ascomycota; Sordariomycetes; Xylariales; Hypoxylaceae. The record is from RefSeq and is a predicted model, not a curated record. The transcript has 2 exons. Bases 1 to 399 code for a protein of 132 amino acids.
AUGGAUUGCGAGAGCCCCGGUGAGAUAUGCAGCAGCAUCAAGAAGUGGACUUUGAUGCGAAUUCAGGUAGAUUUGCGACCGAAGAAGAUCGAAGCGCUGAUCAAUGGGAAGAACGCGACGGAGAUCGGAUUUGCCCGCGAGGCGCUAUAUACGGCCGGCAGCAAGCUUCUUGACGAGAAGACUCUCUCCAAGGAGUUACACUGUCGGCACGAUGUGUUUCCUUUCACCAUCCAGGAGACCGACGCCUUCCGCUACGGCGAGCGCGAGGCGGCGAGAGAGAUGCGGACCCCUAAGAACUUCAUCGCUUAUACGGCCAUAGACCUGCAUCUUCGCGACCCUGAUGCGCUUUUCGGUCCGGCCACGUCUCGGCUGACUAAGGAUCCCGUAUGGGUGAGCUAG